GUGGAGGACCUCGUGGCUUCGUGUGGAAUGCCGAAGGUGCUCCUGGGCGUAUCAAAUGCAAAUAUGUAGUCGUCUGGGGUAUCUGGUGGAUCACUGCGCGUUGUGAUGCACGACCAGAGACUGGUGCUGUGUAGCCCAGAAAAAUCAUAAUCAGAGUCUUGCAUGGUCAGCAGAAAGUGCGCCCUUUUUGUUUUUGUCGAAGGGUAUAUUAGGGAUUCCUCCUGCAGCAGGUCCCUAGGCAUGGAAAAGUCGUCUACUCCGACGUGCAUCUUGAUGUCAUUCUCUGUAUACAUUCAAUUUCUUUUUCUUCCAGCUCUCCUUGAAGGUCCGAAAAUAAAUUAAUGCAUAGCAAGUAUCUGCAAGAAGAACGGCAUGCUUCCACCAGACGGCCGGCCAGGAGAUGACAUAUUUGCGGCGCAUACGGUGCGGAGAAGUACCGUCCGAGGGUGGUGCGCACGCAUCUCGUAUCAAAUGCGUCUGGAAAUUUGUGAUGCAAGGAAGGGAGUAGUGCGCUCACUGUAAUGCGCUGCCAAGCAUGACAAGUUUUUUGCAUGGUUCUGAGUUCCGUACUCUGCGUGAGAAACUGCGUCUUUGCAUGACAGGGAGCAGCAGCUCUUCGCGGCCACGCAAUACAGAGCUCAGAGUCAUGCCAGACUAGCGUGACAAAUCUCGGAAUCUCCCAGACCCAGACACUUUUGCAAUGCAUAUGUCGCGGACAUAUGGACCCGGCCGCAGGAAAUCACAGAAGAUAAUAUGCCGGAAGAUAUCGCAAGAAAAAAGUGUUACAGUAUACCCACUGUGUUGCAAGACCGGCAAGACAGACAACCUUUCUCAUGCAGGAAAUACUUGGGAGCCUCGUUUCCUUGGUGUUUUCCUUUAUGAUCUUCGCACUGCAAGCUUUCUCUGCCACAAAGAGAAAAUCUGUGACGCAGAAACUCCAACACAUGUGUAACUGUAGCACGAUUAUUUUCUCGUGAUAGAAGCAGAGUCAUGGGGAGCAGCUGCGUUUCUCCAAAUAUGCUGGGAGUUGUGCCAGGGUCCAAAUCGACAAAGUUGAAAUAGUAGUUUGUCAUCCAUAAAAAUGAAGCUGCACAAGGACCAUGAAGCCUCAAAAUAAUUAAAAUACCUGUAUUGGAAGGCACGUGGCAUCAAGUGAGGCCGACUACAAGCCUUUUUGGGCAUGGGCUUGGUGGAGAGUGAGCUGCUAAAUAGCACGGCAGAGGUGGAGGCUACUUUUAAUAUUGCCCAAACAGGACGACAUGAAACUCGAUUCCGGCACUCGGAAAAUUUGGCAUGCGCCAUUUGGGAUGAAGAACUCUCCUUCCAACUGGCGUUGGUUUUGUGCUGCGCGGUGACAAGUCAUUUCGUCCUCAACUUACUUUGUCGAUUUCGGAAUCGUCCUGACUCUUGCAUAGGGCACGGGGCGAAUCCAUGACACGGUGUACCAGUACGGGCUAGCAGAGCUGGAAGAAAUGCACGAAUAUCAACUGCAAAAAUGUCUGGGUCUGGAAGAUUGCCAGGUCUGUCAUGCAUAUUUUGCAUGGCCCAUGAUGUCUGUGAUGCAUGCCCGAGCAUCACAGAUCUUUAGAGGACUUUGUGAUGCCUCUAUCGCAUGAGAAAUACUUACAACCCUCGCCGCAUAGCACAAACUGGAGUCCUCUCGCUGGUCGUGCAAUACACAUUUUUUCAGAAUCCAGAGACAGCAUUACAAGUUUAGAAUCACUUCCAGACCCAGACACGUUUACAGUUGAUAACGAAAAAACUGAGGCAUUUUUACGCGAAAGGGAGCCGAAGUUUAAAGAAGAAGUUGAAGUGGCGAAAAUCAGGUGGACGGAGUUUAAAGACCAGCUCUCCAAUAUGGAAGCGUCAGGAUUGAAAUCGUCAAAGUUGAAAUAGUUUGCGAUGCAUAAAAUGCUAGACGCAAAGCGCCUGUCUUGCAGAGCAGGCAACUGAGGCCGAUUAUAAGCCUGGUUGGGGUGUGAGAUAGAGCUGCUAAAAUAGCAUGACAAAAGCAGUCUUUUUUGCUUAAACAGCAUGACAAAUUGGGUUUCCAUGCUGCCAAAAUUUGUCAUGCGCCACUUGCAAACUGGGCUCCAGCUGGUUGUAUCGCUUUUUUGCAUAUACAGAUUAUUUCAGCUUUGACGAUUUCAAUCCUGACGCUUCCAUAUCCAAGCGGUGGACGCGGAUGGCCGCACAGCACACGAAUCCCUGGUGGAAUGAAAAAUUACUAGAGAAACUUCUCAAGAUCGAGGUCGAAAAGGAAAUCGAACAUGAGGAUAAGGAUGAAGAUGAUCCUGAUCUACUUGAUGUUCCUCGAGAGCAAGAAAUAGAGAAAACCAAAACAGAAUCUUCAGCGCAGCGAGGGCCGCCGACCUCCGCCUCCCGGGGAAGAUCUUCAUCAUACCUGCAUUUUUUUAAGAAAGAAGUGAAGCAUGUAGUGCGUGUGGAUCGGUGGACUAGGACCACCUCCAAAGCAGGAGAUCAAAAAGAACGGGCGCCCGGUUAUUUAUUGCAUUCUCUCGGUGCUGAUCCAAGCGUAGUCGGGCCGUUCGUUCCGAAGAUCUUUGGCGCCUUGGGGUUUGCGAAUCCAAAACUACUGUACGACGAAAUAUUUCGGACGCAAAUAAACAGAAAUAAAAGGAAUUUGGCCGAGCUGCUGCAGCAAGCACUUAACGCUAUCCGGGCCCGCAACGCGCUCGGUGUGCGGCUCGUAUCAACAUGAAAAUUGCCCCACGAGGACUCCGGAAGAGGUGGACUGGACAGUUUGUAUUGCAUUUGCAAACAGAUAAUUUCCAGACGCAGCAUAAACUUUUUGACUUUCAAGAUUUUUUUUUUAUCAGCAUGAAGCAAGGGAGAAAGCGACGCAUCUUGAUGCGGCAUCUAGGCCAGUUGCGCCACUUCAUGGCGGCGUGCAGCAAAGACUUUCGCUAAUCUGGAUUUUUAAAUCAUUUGUCAUUACUUGUACAAGAACAUCAUGCAUAUCCAAGGUGCUACUUAUUUUUACAUGCUUGCAUUUUUUUUGCAAAAGCUCGCACUUCCACAAAAAAAAAUGCAAGCGCUUUCACAUCACGAUCACUCGGCGAUCAUCUUCGUGGGGGCACCUUUCCAUUUGAUAGCUCACGCGGACAAUUUUGGAACCAGCUGCGACCAUUGUGAAGGAGGAAAAGUUCAGCUUGAGCAUCAAAAAAGACAUGGUGAAGUUUUUGAGAUUUCUGCUGAGAGCAGUGGAUGACGAAAUUCAGAGUGCAAAGGAAAAGGCGGAGCUUCCAGGUAUCAAAUGCAAAAAUGUCUGGGUCUGGAAGACUGUAAGCUUGUCAUGCAGGUUUUCGAUGACCCCUGAGGUCUGGAAUGCGGGGGCUAGCAUAACAGACUCUGUGAGGUCUCUGUCAUGCCUCUCCUGCAUGGGAAACUCCCUCCCAACUUGGUCGAAAGGGGCUAGCUUUUGGCACUCAUGCAACACAGAUUUUUUCAUGAUUCAGAUUUAGCAUCACAAGUUGCAAUCUUCCAGACCCAGGCACUUUUGCAAUCCAUACCAGAGGCGGGGACACAACAAGAGCAACAGAAACGCGAAGCCGAGCUGCAAUUCUUACACUGGAUCAAAAAAGACCGGCUCCAGCUCUUCCUGGUAUGACCUGAAAAUUUUCACCAUUUUUCCCAACAUGAUCCUCCAAUUUGAUCGUGCCACGCAACAAUAAAACACGGAGUUGUACUACGAUUUAUUACGAGCGACAUCUUCGACAACGAAUGAAUAUAUUAUAUUCACGUCGUUGUACAACUUCUAGAAGCGUCUGCUCAGUUGAAGAUGAUCUUUUUAUUUUUUGUUAUGCGAAUUAUAUUCCAUGUAUGGGGCCUUUGGUAAUAAAUUUUCAGGGUCUAUACCUGAAUGCACAAAACAAGGAAGUGCCGGCAUUCGGCCCCUUGACCACGAAAGAACAGUUUGACCAGCUCGCGACGCAGCUUAUCUUUGGGGAAAACGUCUCCGCCCUAGAGUUGUGGUCAUGCAGAUUACGACGUAAUCUGCAUACAUGUUGACGGGAGGAUUCGGAAUGCGCAUGGUCCCGCCCAUGAGAGGCAUUUUUUCCGAUCUUCGUGUUUUGAAAUUUGUAACGCUGAUGUAAACAGGAUCAACAGCAGAUGGCUUUGCAAUGCGGUCGCACUUUAUUUUGCGAAUACAGUGCACGAGAAGACAGAGAGGAACUUGUUGUCACGCUCGACUCCCAGAUAAACUUCUUGAUAUAUAUCUGUAGCGAACUUCCCUUCUUGAUUAUGGGCACGACCAGGUGGGGACGUUUUUAGCCCGGAUAAAAAUGCGCCUGGAUUUUCUUUUUGGAACUGGGGACACGUACGAAACGCCUGCUAUGGAUUGCAAAAAUGUCUGGGGCUGGAAGGUUGGAACUUGUGACGCUAACUUUGGACUCUAAAAAAUUCUGUAUUGCAUGACCAGCAGGAGGAGUCCGGUUUGUGCUACGCGUGGAGGGCAUUUGUCAUGCGGAGUAGGCAUCAGGAAGGCCUCUAAAAAUCUGUGAUGCUACGGCUUCCAUGACAGACAUUCUGUGUCAUGCAAAAACAGCAUAACAAAUUUCGGAUUCUUCCAGACCCAGACAUUUUUACAUUUGAUACCUGCCGAAGAGACUCCAUUUCACAUACCAGCCUGGCAGAAGCCGUUUUCCCGGAUCAUUGGCGCAGAAGCAAAAGUAUGCAUUGCAAAAGUAUCGUAUUCGUAUAAAUGCAAUACAAGUUGUUUCUGCAGCAUGAGAAAUAAAAUUUGUAAAUGCAGAUUUGGCUUAAGAAAGGGAUUUGUAAUGCAUGAUUGCAAUACGAAUACGAUACUUUUGCACAGGAUAAUAAGCAACAGAAGCAUGAUGAUCACCACUAGUCAACAAAUUUUUGACCAGUAGUGCUCAUCGAUAUCUUCAAUCUAAAGAACCCACCCCUGAUUAUUUGGUGCUGUGCCACCGUGUAGUUGUACUCCAAGUACUUGGCCGCAACAAAAAUAAAACUAUAGGGCUUUCAAAAAUUAUGCUGAGAAGACAGAAGUGAGCUAGUAGUCUGACGAUCGGAACCCGAACGCCGGGAAAAUAUGGGAUAUUUACUAACCACGACGAUCGAGAAGACGAAGGCUUCUUUGGAACACCACAAACGCAAAAGAACACAUGGAUUUUUAUCUCGACGCUAC
Messenger RNA from Amoebophrya sp. A120, 5176 nucleotides. The record is from the annotation of a GenBank genome assembly. NCBI's taxonomy places the organism in Eukaryota, Dinophyceae, Syndiniales, Amoebophryaceae.